GCCACAGAAUCAAGCGCAGCCAAUCACAACACGUCUCUGGGUAUCCCCGGACGCCAUUCUAUUGCCACGAGAUAACGACCUCGUUGCCAUUUCAGUUAGCGGCUCACAGUGAAACUUUCCUCUUGGAAUGCUGAUUAAGCAAAUUGGACCGAAAUAUCUCGCUUUUUCUCCACUAUAUCUAAGUUUCCAGAGGUGCCAUUUCGGGGGUGGGGGGGACUCUGCCGCUCAACAUGACUUCGCUUCUUGGGAAAUAGGAAGUAGAAAUUGAUUAAUGGAGGCGAAGUCAUGCUUUUUAUGCGAGAGGUUACCGAGCAGCUUCAGUCUGCGGUUCUGCCACAAUGCGGUGCCUGUGCCGCAGUUGUCUUGCCUCUUCAACCAAAAGCUCAUUCGAAACGACGCCGCCACGAAGAGAAGAGGAGGCGUUCGCAGCAACAGAAAGAGCAAGCCGGACAUCCUCAGAGGCAAUUCGGCGGAGGCGUUCCCGGCGAAGAGCGUGCGGGGUUUGAACGAGAACGGGGACCCUCUGGGGCGGAGGGAGCUGGGGAAGAGCGUGGUCGGGUGGAUUCGAGAGGGAAUGAAGGCCAUGGCGUCGGACUUCGCGUUGGCGGAGGCGCAGGGGGAGUUCCCGGAGCUCCGGCAGCGGAUGGGCCCGGGCCUCACGUUCGUGAUCCAGGCCCAGCCUUACCUCAACGCUGUUCCUAUGCCGCUCGGUCUCGAGGCCCUUUGCUUGAAGGCCGGAACUCACUAUCCCACUCUCUUCGACCACUUCCAGAGAGAGCUCCGGGACGUUCUCCAAGACCUCCAGCGGAAGUCACUCGUCCAGAAUUGGUCGGAAACCGAGUCGUGGAAGCUCCUCAAGGAGCUCGCCAGUUCAGCUCAGCACAGGGAGAUGGCGAGGAAGGUGGUGCAGCCGAAGAAGAAUGUGCAAGGUGUGUUAGGGAUGGACCUGCAGAAGGCCAAGGCUAUACAGAGCAGGAUUGAUGAGUUCACGAAUCGAAUGUCUGAGCUGCUUCGAUUAGAAAGGGAUGUUGAAUUGGAGUUCACACAGGAGGAGUUGGAUGCUGUUCCCACACCGGACGAGACUUCGGAUUCUUCCAAACCCAUCGAGUUCUUGGUUAGACAUGGCCAGGCUCAGCAAGAACUCUGUGACACCAUCUGCAAUUUGAAUGCUGUCAGCACAUCUACAGGAUUAGGUGGAAUGCAUUUGGUAUUGUUCAGGGUUGAGGGGCACCACCGGUUACCACCAACCACCCUUUCUCCCGGAGACAUGGUUUGUGUGAGAACAUGUGAUAGCAGGGGUGCAGUGGCAACUUCUUGCAUGCAAGGGUUUGUCAACAACCUCGGGGAGGAUGGAUGUAGCAUCAGUGUAGCUCUAGAGUCUCGUCAUGGCGAUCCCACCUUCUCAAAGCUCUUUGGCAAGAGCGUGCGCAUUGAUCGUAUCCACGGAUUGGCUGAUACUCUCACAUAUGAGCGCAAUUGUGAAGCCCUGAUGCUGCUUCAAAAGAACGGUUUGUGGAAGAAAAAUCCUUCGAUUGCAGUUGUAGCUACCCUAUUUGGAGACAAGGAAGAUGUUGAAUGGUUGGAGGAGAAUAAUUUGGCAGAUUGGGAUGAAGAAGAAUUGGACGGAGUGUUGAUGACUGGAACUUUUGAUGAUUCACAGGAAAGAACAAUUGCCUUAGGUUUGAAUAAGAAGCGACCACUAUUGAUAAUCCAAGGGCCACCUGGUACUGGAAAGACAUGUUUGCUGAAGGAACUUAUAGCACUUUCUGUUCAACGAGGUGAAAGAGUGCUUGUGACUGCACAUACAAAUGCAGCUGUUGACAACAUGGUCGAAAAACUAUCAGAUAUUGGUUUGGACAUUGUGCGGGUCGGCAAUCCAGCACGUAUAUCUACAACUGUGGCAUCAAAGUCUUUGGCUGAAAUUGUGAAAUCUAAGCUUUCCAGUUUUCAGGCAGAGUUUGAAAGGAAGAAGUCAGAUCUAAGAAAGGACCUCAGUCACUGUUUAGAGGAUGAUUCUUUAGCCGCUGGCAUACGCCAGCUCUUAAAACAGCUGGGGAAGACACUAAAGAAGAAGGAAAAGGAGACUGUGAAGGAAGUACUAUCCAGUGCUCAAGUUGUUCUUGCCACCAACACUGGAGCAUCUGAUCCAUUAGUUCGAAGGCUGGAUACGUUUGACCUGGUUGUUAUAGAUGAAGCAGGCCAGGCAAUUGAACCGUCUUGCUGGAUCUCAAUAUUGCAGGGAAAGCGCUGUAUUCUUGCUGGUGACCAAUGCCAGCUCGCUCCAGUGAUUCUAUCUAGAAAAGCCUUAGAAGGUGGUCUUGGAAUAUCACUGCUGGAGAGAGCUGUGACUUUGCAUGACGGAAUUCUUGCCACCAAGUUAACAACACAGUAUCGUAUGAAUGAUGCAAUUUCCAGUUGGGCAUCAAAAGAAAUGUAUGAUGGAUCAUUGAAGUCCUCCUCGACUGUCUUUUCUCAUCUUCUUGUAGAUUCUCCAUUUGUUAAGCCCACCUGGAUAACCCAAUGCCCACUGCUGCUGCUUGAUACUAGAAUGCCAUAUGGAAGUUUGUCAGUUGGUUGUGAAGAACAUUUAGAUCCAGCUGGCACAGGCUCAUUUUACAAUGAAGGGGAAGCGGAUAUUGUUGUGCAACAUGUCUUUUCUUUGAUUUAUUCUGGUGUUAGCCCAAAAGCUAUUGCAGUACAAUCUCCUUAUGUAGCUCAAGUACAACUCCUGAGGGAUAAGCUUGAUGAGCUUCCAGAGGCUGCAGGUGUUGAGGUUGCGACAAUUGAUAGCUUUCAAGGACGGGAGGCUGAUGCUGUAAUUAUAUCAAUGGUGCGGUCAAACACUUUAGGAGCGGUCGGAUUCCUUGGGGACAGUAGGCGGAUGAAUGUCGCCAUAACAAGGGCACGCAAACAUGUAGCAGUUGUGUGUGAUAGCUCAACAAUAUGCCACAACACCUUCCUGGCAAGGCUGUUGCGUCAUAUCCGCUAUUUUGGUAGGGUGAAGCAUGCAGAGCCUGGCAGUUUUGGGGGAUCUGGACUUGGCAUGAACCCAAUGCUGCCCUCCAUCAGUUAAAUUUGCAUGGGGUUUCUCUACAUAAUUCUUCGACUGGUGAUUAUUCUGAAGCACAACAACUGAAAUGCAGAUGCCUGCUCUCUUUUCCUGUCAGCAUCUAUUUCCAUCUUAAUUCAUGUACAGCAGGCCUCCAUUUGGUCCACAGAAAAAUGUAUUAUAGUUGCGUAACUAUCCAUUGAUUAAUUUGUAUAUAAACAACACACAUUUUCAAUUCCUGAUUUGUAUACAA
Molecule: messenger RNA, 3302 nt
Organism: Corylus avellana
Lineage: Eukaryota; Viridiplantae; Streptophyta; Magnoliopsida; Fagales; Betulaceae
Product: P-loop containing nucleoside triphosphate hydrolases superfamily protein
Molecular function (GO): ATP hydrolysis activity; RNA binding; 5'-3' DNA helicase activity
Source: RefSeq, a predicted model, not a curated record